AUGAGCACCUACAACCCUCCCACACUCCAGCAGCUGGCACUGGAUGCUCUGCUGAGGAAUGAUGCCAUAGACUCCUCCGAUCUUGAUCAGCUGCCCACUGUGCUCUUCCCACCACUCUUCCUAGAGGACUUCAAUGGUAGACACACUCAGAUAUUGAAGGCAAUGGUGGCAGCCUGGCCCUUUUCCUACCUCCCUUUGGGGCCACUGCUGAAAACCACUAAUGUGGAGAUGCUGCAAGCUGUGCUAGAUGGCAUAGAUAUACUGCUGACCCAGACAGUUCGUCCCAGAUGGAAACUUCAAGUAUUGGACAUGAGAGUUGUGCACCAGGAUUUCUGGGAUGCAUGGGCUGAAAAAGAGGAUAGUGUCUGUUCAGCAAUACUUUGAUCAAGGAGCAAGGUCCAGAGUGCAAUCUUGGUUAUCCACUGGAGGCAGUGUUUUCAGGUCGUCACUAACCUGGCCCUCUUCUCUUCUCUGAACAAACACCAAACAUGUUUGCUGAAGUGGGCAGGGGAGAGAAAAGACUCUUUGCAACUUUGCUGUCUGAAGAUGAAGAUUUUUUACUUCCCAUUGGAGAUUAUCAGGGAGUUCUUUAACAUUUUCAAGCCAAACUAUAUUGAGGAAUUGGAAAAAAACACAAACCAGGUCAUGUACUUCCUAGGUUUCUUUGGACAUUUCCUUGGUGAGAUGAGAAAUCUUCUCAAAUUCCAUCUACAUCAAACCCACUUCAACUUUAGUCUUAUGAACACAGUAACAGAUGUAAACAUGUGUGCUGCCCAAUUCUUUUCUCAGUACUCCAAACUUAACCAUCUCCAGCAUCUCUAUGUGAAUGGAGCCUACUUUUCCUACGACAACAUGACAGAGUUGUUCAGAUGCCUGAAGAGCCCCCUGGAGUCCUUUUCUAUGAUUUUCUGCCAUCUCUCAGUGUCAGACUUGAAACAUAUGUCAGAGUGUCAGAGGCUAUAUCAACUGAAACACUUGCACUUCUAUGGUGUGCUGUUUUCUGAGUCAUGUUUCAAGAGUCUCCAAAUUCUCCUAGAAAAUGUAUCUGAAACUCUGCAGACCCUGCAGAUAGAGAACUUCAGGUUCACGGACUCUCUACUCAAAGUGCUCUUGCCAACACUGAUCCAUUGCUCCCAGCUCACCCUGGUCAAUUUCUAUGACAAUGGCUUCUCCACUCCUGUACUGAAGGACAUUCUGCAAUGCAUGGCCAAUCUAAGCAAGUUGACUGUUGAGCAGUACUCUGCCCCUCUGGAUUGCUAUAAUAACAUGGGUAAUGUUGUGGUGGAGAGAUUUUCCCAAGUUGAUCUUGAGCUCAAGGAUAUACUCAUGGCCAAAAGGCAGCUCAAGACACUCUUUUUUGCUACUGUCCCCUGCCCUCAUUGUUGGAUGUGCUGUGUCUAUGACAGGAAGACCAGACUUUGCUAUUGUUGGCAGGAAAAGGAGAUUGUUUCUGGAUGCUGA
Messenger RNA from Apodemus sylvaticus (European woodmouse), 1461 nucleotides. RefSeq names its product PRAME family member 12-like. The transcript has 3 exons. Lineage: Eukaryota; Metazoa; Chordata; Mammalia; Rodentia; Muridae. Gene Ontology annotation, cellular component: cytoplasm. The record is from RefSeq and is a predicted model, not a curated record. Gene Ontology annotation, biological process: negative regulation of cell differentiation; negative regulation of DNA-templated transcription; negative regulation of apoptotic process.